This is a messenger RNA of Aspergillus affinis, 5322 nucleotides long. Its product is annotated as putative telomere length regulator protein (Rif1). The transcript has 3 exons. Gene Ontology annotation, cellular component: nucleus. Bases 1 to 5322 code for a protein of 1773 amino acids. NCBI's taxonomy places the organism in Eukaryota, Fungi, Ascomycota, Eurotiomycetes, Eurotiales, Aspergillaceae. The record is from RefSeq and is a predicted model, not a curated record. Gene Ontology annotation, biological process: telomere maintenance.
AUGGUGGACGUCUUCGGUCCUUUGUCUGCUCGUCCGCCUACUCCACCAAGGACGUCGUCCCGUGCCCUGCCUGAAAAAGAUCGAACGGAGGAUUCCCCGGUCGUCGCGCAAACGCCUGGCCUUUCUCCGUUCGCAACUAAUGCAUCUAACGGUGUUCCGUCUAGUCGACAGUCAAAGCGUGUGAAUUUCUCGCCAUGGACGAAAUACAUCAAGCCUCCCUCCUUUGCCAAUACGAUUGCGAAGCCCAAAUCCGAUCUCAAAGCUCUGCCGCCCUCAAAUGAAUGCAAGCCUUCCAAGUCGAUCCUGAAGGCGACAAACUCUCCGGCCCCCGUUAAUUCGCCGAAAGUCACGUCCCAUACCCCCGAAUCCUUCGUCAUGCUUUUGAAGUCCAUGACGUCGCAGCUGGCCGGAGAGUCGGCCAGUUCCCGGCUCGAUGCAUACAUGCAGUUAUUUGGUGCGUUGCGGACGUACGAUGGACUUCCGGGACAACAAGAGGUGGCGGAGUACUUAGGUUUGAUCACGCAGUUCAUCCAGCGAGAUAUCAGCAGGACUACUGAGAACAUGGGACCUCUUGAUACAAACCUAGUGAUCCAGGCUUUGAAGCUCUCCGCAGCGUUGGUGUGGCAGACCGAUAUCUCCGCGCAAUUGUCGGACGAAUUCAAGAACUUUCUCAUCGAACAUUCCAUCGAUACUCUUCAUAAUAGCCAAGUGCCAAAAUCGGUUCUGACACAUCACAUGUCGAUCCUGUCGACGCAGAAUUUCAGCACGAAGAUCAUGACCAAUGCUCGCCUCUCACGACUACUUACAGUCCUGCACGACCUCACGCAUCGAGUGAACGGUGGCUCCAUUGUUUCGCAGCGCCUGAGUAUCUACCAGCGGAUUCUUAACCAAGCGAAAUCUACGUUCGUUUCACAAUCAUUGUUAUGGAUGGAACAUCUGAUAUUUGGCCUACUGCAUCCUAUCAAGGAUAUCAGAAUCAAGGCUAUCUCGUUGGGCUUCCAGGUGUCGAUAAUAUUUGGCCCAAAUCCCUCGCUAUCCAAAUGCAUUCAAGACAUCUUUGAUCGUUCUUUGGACAAAGGAAGAAGGCUAGUCACUGAAAUAUGCGAGCGAAUGAUACGGAUGGUGGCCAAUUCCGACAGCGGUAUCCAUGUUCCUCAAGUUUGGAGUGUUGUCAUCUUGCUCUUAAGGAAUAAACGUCUGAAUGUCGAUCAUUGGGACCACUUUAAGGAAUGGGUCCUUGUGCUCCAAAAAUGCUUCAAUUGCAGCGACUCUUCUAUCAAGGCGCAGGCUAUCGUCGCAUGGAAUCGUUUCGUCCUAGUUGUCAGUCCGGAUGAGACGACAAAUCGCUCGUUGUUGCGAAUGCUGAGCAAGCCGAUAUUGUCACAAUUUGAACGAAAGAAGCAGGACAAGACCGGAUCGCAGCCCAGUCAACUGGUGAUGUGCAGCUAUUACAACCUUUUGUAUUACGCUUUUCGGCCGUCUGCGUCGUUUCAACUGCUUGACAUCGUCUGGGAAGAGUACAUUGCUGCCCCUUCAUCGAAAACGUUUGCUUCGAGCCCUGCACUGAGUGAUAGACUUGCGCACAUUCUUUCAAACAUGCUCUGGAGCCCCCAAAAUAAAGUUUGGUCUGAGAACAAGGUCAAUGAAAGCAACAAGCUUGAACCGGAAGAGCUGCCUACUCUCGAUUGCAGGUGGCUAAGGUUAAGAAUUACGUUGGUGCUGAAGGUCUUUGAAAACAUACUCAAAAUAUCUCUAUGGACUGAGAAUAUCGAGCAAUCGAACAUCGCUAUCGCCUGGGUUCGUCUUUCGAAAGCCCUGUCGAAUGCCUCUAGCAAAGAGAUCACACCGUCCUCAGAAUCGAUGCAAACCGUAGCUCAUGUCCUUGGUCUUCUUCAGCGCCUUUGGAAAGCGGGUCCUUCUUCAAUUAAUGCCGUUGAGAAAGAAUCCAUGGACGCGUUCUUUGAACGAUUCCAGUUCUUAUCGAGAACGAUGAUUUUCUCCCUAGGGAAUAUUCCAUUCACAGAGAAGCUAUUAUUGAAGACUGCAGAUGCCACGUUUCAAGCAGCCAAUACUCCUACACAUCGUCACUCGCACGCCAACUCCAACCUGGACAGUCCUGUUCUGCAUUUUCUUCGGCUGAUAAGUGACGUGUCUGGAAUUUCAGAGCCAAGCCCAGCCUAUCUGCGCCUAGUCAAUUCAACACUUGAAGCCGCUUGUAAUGGAAGAACCUCUAGAAGUUCUCGCCUAGAGCUCCUCCGACAGUGCGCCGAUUUGCACUCAAAUGAAGCAGACAUACAAUUUGGUGUUCAUUCUUUCGCACAGAUUGUCUGGAAGUCGGUAGCACAUCUUGCUGCUGAUUCGCUAUGCUCCUACCCACUUGAGACAGCCCGUGAACGUGAUGGAUCUGUUUCGCGCGACUACGAGAAUGCUGUCAGAAUCCUCUCUUCGGGUCUAAAGUUUCCUGACGUCUCCCAAGUGUGGGACGAGCUCCUUGAUGCCUUCGUUCGUGUCAUACGGACCGAGAAAGGCGAUCGUGAGAUUGCUACUAUGGUAGUGGAGCCUCUGGCCGAGUGUCUGAUGACUGUUGGCGUUCGCGAUGGAUACCUGGCUUCAGCAUCCCUCUUCAAGCAUUCUUUGCCUAUGACAUACGGUCAAAGCAUAGACGGCAAAGGCCCAGAAGAUGUCUCUCACCUUUCUGCGCCUGAAAACUUGUUCGUUCCCAGAAAGCUGGUUGAACUUGUGGACAGCACACUUCAAAAGUCUUAUCAAGAAUUCGAUGCUGCGGACACUAACGGCAUUGCGGACUUUAUUGAGUCCUUGACGUCCUUCUUGGGCUCUGGUCUCAUAAAUUUCCGCUCCAAGGUUCUCGAAAGCCUUCAACAGCCGCUAGCUGUGUGGCUGAAGGAUGAAACACAAAAGCUAAAUGUUGAGAGCGGAGUGGAAAGCAGGGUUCUUACUGCUGGCCGAGCUUUGUCGUCAGCUGUUCUCAACAUUUUACAGGCAUCAACACCCCAUGACUCUCCAUGCCUACAAAGAUUCGAAAGUAUUAUAUGCGCAGGGUUAGAGUCGUCGCAUAUGUCCGUAGCAAAGAAGUUCCUUGAAUUCUGGAAGUCCUUGUUUGGUGCGCAACUAUCCACCCCUUGCCCAGAAGCUAUCACUCUUGCCGUGCAUAGGUUGGAAACCCAGGCCGAUACCCACGCAAGCUCCUCAGAUCCACAAGCCGCGGAAAAUCGACGUGCAGACAUGUCAGAAAAGUCCCAUAUAUCAUUUAUUUUGGAUGAUUCAAACGGCCCCUCUUCUACAUUCAACUCAUCGCCUGUUACGAGAGAAAUUGCGCCCGAGGAUCACUCAAAAGAAGCUCAAGACGGCCCACUGCCGGCCAAUGAUGAUACAUCACUUGAGUCCAACGGUGUCGAGGCUCCAGUCGCUUUCCAACCCGUCGCGGAGAAUUCUGAGAAGCGUAGUGAGGUGUUCUCGAUGAUUGAGAAUCUUCGAUCAUCAUCGCCGCCAACCAAUACGCCGAGGGAGCUUGGGUUUAUGACUCCUCCACACUUGCGCAAUCUACGCAACACGGAUCGAGACACUGAAACCCCACAAACACCUACUUUACCUGCCAUUGCUGUGGACAACGACGAAAGCUUUCUUGGUUCAUCGCCUACUCCUGGCACCAGAGACCGUACUCAAACCAGUGGGUCGACACUCCGUACCUCGUUGGUAGCUCCAGGUGUGCCCUCUGAGAUGGACAUCGAUCCUCCAUCAUCUCCACCGGAGAUCCGAUCCCGGAGUCCGAACUCGCGGAGCAAAUCAACUCCUUUGGAAGGCUCGGCUGUCCGGGACAGGGCAGCUAAAAACAGAAGGAAGAAACAGCGAAGGAGAGAAAGAAGAUCCAAGGCGUCUAGAGCAUCUUCUCCCGUUACACAACCUGAUACCCCGGCAACGCCUAAGGAUGCCGGUGAAACAGAAGUUGCGGCCCAAGCAGAGAGACCUCUUAGCAGCCGCACCCGUUCUUCUACAGGCAAAAUGCCCGAAGACACAAUGGCUGAGGUAUCAUCGGCAGGAAUAUGCCAAGACCCGGAGCAUUCGGCGCAAGUUCAACCUACUUCUAAUAACCCUGGCAUCAUCCUAGAAAAUAUUUCCCGUCAAGAAAACACCCAAGUCAAAACUAGAAACAACCACAAUAAGGAAACACGCAGCGAGAACCGCGACAUUCCAGACUCGUCCAGUGACGAUAUGGAAACACAGAUUGCGUCUCAACUCGAACAAGAUCUUGAGUUUGCAGUCGUCGACGAGGCUGAUGAGCAGGCAAGCAAACCUCCGGUUACACGCAAGAGAAAGCGUGAAGCUCGUGAAGCGACUUUCUCAACGCCCUCCAACCAAGAAAAACGACGAUCGUCGAGACUAUCGGGUACGAAGGAGCGCCCUGUCGUUGAGGAUAAAGAACCAAAUAGCACUUGGUCCAAGAGGUCGAUGGCGGUCAGCCAAAUCGAGAUAACUGCCUCGUCGCCAGCUGAGGGGGGUCCACAAAAGCGAAGACGCCACUCCAAGGGAUCUGCUGAUAACGAAGAAGUCGCAUUGGCUAUCCCACAGCAAAAAUCAUCCAACACUACAGACAAGAACGCAGACACCUUGGAAUCUUUGACCCAGAAGCGGAGGUCGAACCGCCUCAGUGGUCAUAUAGCACCGACACCCGUUGAGGAAACACCGGUUGCGAAGAAACCUUCACCUCGAUCAUCUCGUUCCGUGCGCAAGCAGAACACGCAACCCAAGGAUACCACGUCCAAGGCAUCUCAAGCGGAAUCCCCAGCUGAGAAGACCAAACCCAACACGAAGGUCGCGGAGAAGGAGAAACGUAAACCGCAGGAAAACCCAUCUGAUGACCUCGAGAGCAACGAAAUUCCCGAAUCCUCCGAAUCGCGGAUCAACAACGUCAACAACAACACAGAAGAAUUCGCCACCACACAACCAAGCGAACCCGCUCCGCAGACCGAGCAACAAGACCUACCCCCACCCUCACUCCCAACACAAGAAGACACUCAGAUGAGCGACACUGUCGUCGCCGUCCCGUCCACUGAUAAGACCCCGAAGUCGAAGUCCGGAAAAUCCAAAGCCAAGCAAAAGUCAAAGUCAACAGAACCCCCACAACUACCUGCACCGGAGACCACGAAUGCUCCUACCGACGGCGAGAUCAUUCCCGCGUUGCAGCAGAUCCUAGACAAGGUCAAGGCGUCCGCGCUGGAUCGAAACGCGCUCAAGCAGAUUGAUGACAUGUUAUUUGACAUCCGAGUGGAGACGCACGAGGCAUUGAGGCGGCAUACCGGUUGA